CCACGCCAGGCUCUUCGACUGAAGUCGACUUUGCAGUUAAAACGGGCCCCGAGAACUGAUUGAAUCUGAAGAGAAGAACAAUUAGCAAUGGAUAUCGACUCUGAAAUGACGGAAUCUCCGUCUUAUACCAUCCUUCGCAUCAAGCGCAAACGGAAUGAGGAACCGCUGGACGCUCUCGUGGUGGAAUCAAAAAACCGCCGCAAGAAAUCCCGAGCCGGUGUUGACCUGUUUCAGUUCGCCGAGACCGUCGAGGGGAACGCAUGGGAGGACCAGCAGCGGCAGAAAGCAUUGCAAGACCGCAUAACCGCCCUUGCCCAACUGCCAGUGGACGAACGUCCCGCGCCACCUGCUCUUGCCACACCGCCUGGCCAGAUCUCGCGGCAGCAGAGCACCAACCCUCGGUACACGAUUGUGCAGAAGGAUCUACCCAAGGAAGAACCGAAGCUCGCAUACCCGACUGCUCCACCGCGAGUGAUCCCGCACAAGGAGCUCCGGAAUGCGACGCCCAAUUUUACGCUAUUGGACGCGGUACCUUCCGAGCCCUCCAUCGUAGCUGCAGACUCGGAGAUGGACAAUUUCCUGCCCAUGUUGCAAGAUUACCUCAAAGUCCACGAGAUAUCCCUAGCCGAUCAUAACGCAGAGGCAUCGGCAACUAGUGCCCCCGGUGCAGUACCCGCUAGCGCCAGCGGCGGUACUCUCGCCCGCUCAGCGUCGGCGGACCAUCAGGAGGACGGCGAUUACGUGUGGGACGUCUUCUACCGGCGUGCGAUCACGCAGAACGAGUGGAACAAGAUUGCGAAUUACGGGACUCUAAUUGGUCUGCCACCCUCGUUGAACGACCCUAAUGAGUCGGACUCCGACGCUGAGCCCGAGGACGAGGACGAUGAGGAUUCGAACGCAGAGGACUACUACAAGAACGACUAUCCAGACGAAGAAGAGUCUGCAUCAGACGGCAGCGAUAUGUUCCACGAGGCGAAUUCAGACGUCUAUUCCGACUACGACGACGCGGACGAAGGUGACCAUGAAUGGAGAUGACGAUAUUUCUGAGAGUCGCGACGCACGAGAUUCAUGCAUUUUUUUAGAUAUCAUGG
Messenger RNA from Gloeophyllum trabeum ATCC 11539, 1091 nucleotides. RefSeq lists its product as uncharacterized. Gene Ontology annotation, biological process: developmental process. NCBI's taxonomy places the organism in Eukaryota, Fungi, Basidiomycota, Agaricomycetes, Gloeophyllales, Gloeophyllaceae. The record is from RefSeq and is a predicted model, not a curated record. The transcript has 8 exons. Bases 88 to 1035 code for a protein of 315 amino acids.